This is a messenger RNA of Cinclus cinclus, 1054 nucleotides long. RefSeq names its product putative P2Y purinoceptor 10. Gene Ontology annotation, cellular component: membrane. Gene Ontology annotation, molecular function: G protein-coupled receptor activity. Lineage: Eukaryota; Metazoa; Chordata; Aves; Passeriformes; Cinclidae. The transcript has 2 exons. The record is from RefSeq and is a predicted model, not a curated record. Bases 32 to 1054 code for a protein of 340 amino acids. Gene Ontology annotation, biological process: positive regulation of Rho protein signal transduction; phospholipase C-activating G protein-coupled receptor signaling pathway.
CUGCGCUGAGCACGGCUCUGCCUGCCAAGGAAUGACCCACCUACCCUACACCAUCACAGCCUCAUCCAGCAACCCAGUCAUGACCCAGAGCAACCAGAGCUGCUCCCGUCAGGACAUCACCUUCAAGAGCAGCCUCUACGCCACCACCUACACCCUCAUCUUCAUCCCGGGGCUCCUGGCCAACGGCGCUGCCCUGUGGGUCCUGUGCCGGUUCCUCAGCAGGAAGAGCAAAGCCGUCAUCUUCAUGAUCAACCUGGCCGUGGCUGACCUGGCCCACGUCCUCUCACUGCCCCUGCGCAUCUACUACUACAUCAACCACACCUGGCCCUUUGGGAGCUUCCUGUGCUUGCUGUGCUUCUACCUGAAGUACCUCAACAUGUACGCCAGCAUCUGCUUCCUCACCUGCAUCAGCAUCCAGCGCUACUUCUUCCUCUACCACCCCUUCCGAGCCAAGGGCUGGAAGCGCCGCUACGACGUGGCCAUCAGCGCCCUGGUCUGGCUCUUGGUGGGGGCUGCCUGCGUGCCCUUCCCCAUCAUGAGGAGCCACGGGCUGGGUGCCAACACCACCAGCUGCUUUGCCGACCUGCAGGUGAAGCCGAUCGACAGCAAGGUGGGCACGGUGCUGAUGACCGGCACCGCCGAGCUCCUGGGCUUCGUGGGUCCGCUCGUCAUCAUCUUAUUCUGCACGUGGAAAACAAGAGACUCCAUCCGCGGCUUCCAUAUCCCACAGGAGAACAGCGGGGAGAGGAGGAAGGCCCUCAGGAUGGUUUCCAUGUGUGCCAUUGUGUUCUGUGUGUGUUUUGCUCCCUACCACAUCAACUUCUUCUUCUACAUGUUGGUGAAGGAGAAUGUCAUCACCAACUGCUUCCUGAGCACCAUCACGCUCUACACCCAGCCCUUCUGCCUGAGCCUCGCCAGCUUCGACUGCUGCUUGGAUCCCAUCAUCUAUUUCUUCAUGACUUCUGAGUUCCAGGAAGAGAUUUCCAGGCACAGCAGCAUGGCCAUCCGGAGCCGGCUCAUGAGCAAAGAGAGCGCCUCGUCGAUGAAGGAAUGA